This is a messenger RNA of Cyprinodon variegatus (sheepshead minnow), 5627 nucleotides long. Its product is annotated as zinc finger protein 91-like. The transcript is spliced from 2 exons. The record is from RefSeq and is a predicted model, not a curated record. Gene Ontology annotation, cellular component: nucleus. Gene Ontology annotation, biological process: regulation of transcription by RNA polymerase II. Bases 238 to 4467 code for a protein of 1409 amino acids. Gene Ontology annotation, molecular function: RNA polymerase II transcription regulatory region sequence-specific DNA binding; DNA-binding transcription factor activity, RNA polymerase II-specific. Lineage: Eukaryota; Metazoa; Chordata; Actinopteri; Cyprinodontiformes; Cyprinodontidae.
GGCUAGCUGUUUAUUAACAGUUGCUUUAAUUGUGGUGCGUGUUUAUAUUAACGCUGCACUGUAAUAACGUGCAUUUUGUAAUAUCUCUCUCUAUAUAUCUAUAUAUAAUUAUUUCUAAUUAUUCCUGACUACCUGAUUUGUUUGGUCAUUAUUAAAGACAGGCGCGUUUAAUUCACAGUUUACCCAACUGGCUAAGCUUCGUUAGUGCGGCUAACGUUAGCAAACAGCUACAGCAAGAUGGACGAGCCUGCUGUUCCAUUAGCAAUCAAAGAUGACACUCAAAGCUCGACCUACAAUGUUAAAGACGAUGAAAACAAGGACCGUAAGGAGCCCGCAGACAGGGAUGGGCUUUUCUGCCAUCUGGAUUGUGGAGAAGCUUUCAGCGAGGAGGCGGCGUACUCGGAGCGUCCGCAUCAGCACCCUCCACAAAUUGGUUCGGAUGGUUUGCUGGAUGCUGAGAAAGACAAUGAAAAACUAUAUUUUUGCACUCUCUGCUCACUUUCAUUUACUGAAAAGAGUGAACUGCACUUACAUAUGAAGGACCACGUUCAGACCUCUCUGGAGCACUCUGAUGCUGGUAAUCCUGGAGCAACAAAACAGCGCGUCUACGAAUGUUCAGAUUGCGGCAAAUCUUACACAGUGAUUGGACACUUUCUUAACCAUCAGCGGUCACACAAACAGCCCUCCAAAUCGGUCUUUCAUGACCUAGAACAUUUAAAAAAGAAGUCUUUUCAGUGCGAGUCCUGUGGAAGGAGUUACUCUCGUUCUUCGGCCCUCGAUGCUCAUAGACGAUGCCAUGAAGAGAAGCUGGUGAAGUCCAAAAACCGGAGCUCUGGAGAAAUUGUUCAGGCUGUGGAGCCAGAAGCAACGCUGAGUGAAAAUCCAACAGUUGAGGAUAAUGAAAACCUGUUUAGAUGUUUGUGCGGCAAAGCUUUUUCUAACAUGAUGCGCCUGAAAACACAUCAGAGAUUCAGCCGCAACCCUCUUUGCUCUCCAGAGGAGCUGAAGCAAAAGCCAAAGAAAGGCUGUGGUGAGUUUCACUGCAGUGAGUGUAACAAGGCGUUCAAUGGCUACAUCGCCCUCUUUAACCAUCAGCGAUGGCACACUAAUCAAUCAGAUGAUCCGGCGAAAAAGUUCCCCUGUGAGGAAUGUGGAAAAGUAUUCAUGACUCUGACAUUCUACUACAGACACCAGCGCACUGCACACAGCGUUGAGACGCCUUCGAAAUCUUUUCACCAUCAAGUCUGUCAGCUCCAGAAGAAGGCAUAUGAAUGUAAAGAUUGUGGACUGAAAUUUUCCAGGCCUUCAGCUCUUCAGUCCCAUCAGCUUCAGCACACGGAUGUCUUUAAAGAAACUGAAAAGCCACCUUCAGAACCCCCUCUUCAGCCUCAGAGGAUAUCGGAGAAUAUACAGAAAGACAACGAGCAACAUUCAGCUGAAGGAGCGGUGGAACCAGAAACAUUCCCUCCUAGUGGUAUGGAUGGAGAACAGAAGAUAAACGAAACGGAUGAAGACCUGGAGAGUUAUGAGCCAGGGGACUUUAACGUACAGGUGAUCAGCCCAAGUGAAUCUGAAGACGAGGCUUUUCAAGAGCCGAACCCUGAUCUGGAGCUGCUGUGUGAAUCUGACCAGGAGCUGAGAGAGGAUGGAGAGUUUUCCCCUGAAAGUCUGGUUUCAAAAUCAGAAUUGGACCUUAAAAUAGUCCAGAUUGAUUUAGAGCAAAGCUCGCAGUGUGAACUAAUUGAAGGUGAAACCCUGCAAAAAACUGCAGAGGAGACGUUAGACUGUCCAGAUUGUUUUCGUUCAUUUAAUAAUCCCUCAUCGCUGCACGUACACGCAGCGUGGCAUGGUGUCCGUAGAAGACGACAGCAGAGUCAGUGUCGGUCAGAGGCAGGGACCGAUUGUGAGACGUUCCCUUGUGAAACAGAGAACAGUUUGUUGAAUCAGGCCAUACCGAGAUUGGAAGAAAAUACUUACGCCUGCAAUGAGUGCAGCCAGGAUUUCGCCCAGUCUUCUGCUUUAGUGUCCCAUCAGUUACAGCAUCACAAAAGAAAACAACACCAGUGCCAGCAUUGCGCCUCGUCUUAUUUGCAUGCAACCAGCUUGUUCAACCACUUGAAAAUCUGCAAAGCACAGAAGUCAGAGAGUAUAUUUGUGAGUAAGAAGGCAUACAAUCCAAAGAAAACCCUUCUGGGUCCAAAGAUUUUCCACUGUGAGCAGUGUGGGAAGGGUUUUUGGUCCUUAGGGGCAUAUUCUCAUCACAAGCAAAAUGAGAUGGAGUGCAUCAAUUUGAGGCUCAGAAGAGGGCUGUCGGGAUCUGCACACUCUAUCGGGCGCAACCGCUCCGGCAUUAAGGUGGCGUGCCCAGCGUGCGGCCGGAAGUUCCGCCAUAAAGGGAUCCUGGCACUGCACAUGCGAAAGCAUGAAAACGGAAACCACAAGUGCGAGAUCUGUGGUCGCUCUUUUCGUCUUUUUUCCAGCCUGGUCAGGCAUGAGGUGGUUCAUAGCGCCCAGCUGCUCCCGCCACCCGCUAAGUCCUUCCAGCAUCAGCUGGAGCAGCUGAAGAAAAACACAUAUAGCUGUCCUGACUGCGGGAAGCUGUUCUCACGGGCCAAAGCGCUACAGUUUCACAUGAAAAGCCAUGGCUACGAGACCAGCCACUCCCCGUCCUCAGCGAUAACACCGGAGGCUGUGAAGGACCUGCAGUGUUCGACAUGUUUAGCACAUUUCAGCAAGAAGUCGUCCUUAAGGGCUCAUCAAAAGCUUUGCAUUAAACGAUACGGAAAGGGAGAAGUGAAAACUGAGAGCGAUGCUUCAAAAGCGGAGUUUAUGGGUGUGGACUUACCAGAACCACCCGAGCAAAUCACUGAAGCGGGCGGUAAUGCACUGAAGAUGGGAAAACAUCAGAAAGAGAAGGAUUCAGGUUCAAAUAAUCUAAAGUACAAAUGUGAGAUUUGUUCUAAAAGUUUCUCAGUGGUUGGAGCCCUGAACGUUCAUAAAAGAGUUCAUACUAAAGGCUGCAAAGCAGUGGAAGAAUCAAACUCCGAUGUCUCUCUGUUUAAAAUGACCAAAAAAGAAAAGCAGAGUAGAAUGAAUAUCCAUUGCUUAGACUGUGGGAGGUGUUUCACCACAAAGGCAGCGCUUGGCUCCCACAAACGAUGGCACAGGAAUAAGAAGUGUUCUCCACCUUCACUUGGAGAAGACGUCUUCAAUUCUGUUGAUCAAAAGACUGAAGGCGGAGGGUUUAUGUGUGAGAAAUGUGGCAAACAUUUCUUUAACAGUCACGUCCUCCAGCGCCAUCGGAUCUUUAAUCCUCGGUGUCUGACCAGAACUGAUCCAGAUACAAACACAGAUCUGGAGAGAGACAGAGCAAUGGAAAAGUUUUCAUGUCUGGAAUGUGACCAAACGUUCGGGCAAGUUUCACUCCUGGUUAAUCAUUUGGAUGAGCAUCGUAAAGUUUUGGAGACAGGAGAGCCUUCAGAUCCUGCCUCAGAGCCCCCUGAUGGAAGUGAAUCCGUGCCAUCAGCCUUAAAGAUUAAAACUCAUCAAUGUCCUGUCUGUUCCAUGACUUUUGAAAAAGCCAGAGGUCUUCGUGCUCAUAAAUGGCAGGCCCACGCAGAGAGCAAAAAAAGCAAAAACAAGCCACCUCAGAGUGGUAAAGUUGAACAAAUGGCUUUAGAAGACAAAGUGGACCAGUCUGAGCACUGUGUAAACACUUAUAGAGAAAUAGAGGAAGCUAAACCCGAUCCCCAACCCGUAAGAUCUGACCCAUGUCUCGAUACCCAGACAUUGCCUGGCUCUGCUGAGGCUUCUCUUAACACAGUAUGUAUAGAGUUCAAACAGAAUUUAGAAACUGCUGAAGCCACGGAUGAGGUUUCCUCGCCGCUCAGCCGUUUUUCUGAGCCUGCAGUGAAAUACCUCUUCAGGUGUGAUAAAUGUGGCAAAGCUUUUCAGACCGAAGAGCAUUUGGAAGGCCACAAGAACAAAGCGAAGAGUCGACCUUACUGCUGCGCUCUGUGCUGCCACGGCUUCUGGACGGAGAAUCAGCUGCAGCAGCACCUCAUCUGGCACGACGAGGUGCGCUGCCGCCUCCCCAACGAGGUGCGCUUAUGGCUCAGCUCUGCUGAGACCUCAAAGCUUUUGAAAAAAAACUUUGCCAACGCCACCGAUGGCAGAGGAAAGCUUCCCCCACCCUCUGCUGCGAGCCAACCCUGCCUUGACUCCACCGGGCUUUCGAGACACAGCUGCAGAUGCAAACUUUGUGGCAAAGCCUUUCAUUCGCCGACAGCCUUACAGAAACACAGAGUGCAGUGCAGCAGCAUGUCGUACUGCUGCUCUGAUUGCCCCAGGGUAUUCAGCGGCAUACAGGAGUGUUUUGAUCAUCAACAGGGUUCACCAGGAUCUAUACACGGUCUCCCUGGGAACAAAACCUCAUUCGAAGACCCAAACUUCCCUAAUCUACCUUGAAUGUUGAACUCCUGCACCAGCAUCUUACAGAGCAUGCUCUUAAGUAGAACUCUGCAGAUUUAUUUUAGUUCUUCUCUCUGCACCUUUGUGAUGUUUUAGGCCCUCUAUUCUCAGGCUUUCCUUUACACUGGACCAGUAUCACUGUAAAUGUGAAUGUACAACUGCUCUUAUAAGCUCCUAGUGAUUUCCUUUUAGCCAGUUAACCUCUUAUUGCAAGUGGAUGAAUGUUUGCUCAGCCUUUGUGGGGAAAAAAUUAUCUUUAGUGUUUGUGUUCUCAGAGAGAACAAUAGGUUUUAUUAACUUGCCAAUCCUUAUUGAAUUAAAACUUUAAAAAAGGAAAUGCUGCCCUCAAAAGAUGCACUGCUAAUUUAAAGUUAAUAAAAUAUCUACAUAAUUCCUGCUGUGGAUGUUUUUUUUUGUGGAAAAAAAAAGCACUUGUAUAAAUAUAUAUUUUGCAGCAAGUCUCACUGUAUUGAAACGGUUUUGGAACAUUUGAUUCAUAAACUUAAAAAGUGUCAUUUUCAUUUUUCAUUAUAGCUGUCUAAAGCUUUGUUGUUAAAUGACUUUCUAAAUGUGCUUUUCAUGUUUUCUGAAGGAUUGUUGUAAAAUAGAAAAGGUUUAGUUAUUAAUAUAUAUCAGAUUUAUGCUUUUCUUUUUAUGUCCAAUGUUUCUUUGACUGUUUAGUUUGCUGCUUCAGAAACAAAAUAAGAUAAAAGUGUUUAAAUCUUACAGAGUCGUGUGGUUGAUUGACUUGACCUCAAUUUUUUUUUCCUGAGAUUUUUAUCAUUCAUGAUGGUUCCUGCACUAUUGUCGAAGUUGUUGUUCUGUGGCCAGAAAUAUUUUGGGGAAUUAAGCACCUAUAACCUCGGUGACCUUUAUAAAAGUGUCUGGUUGUUCUGAAACCUCUCAGAUGUAAAAAGAAAAACUGCGGAUGUUAAAUUGACUGUUUAUCAUAAAUGAUUUUUCAUUAUAGGCCUUGUUGUGGUUUUAAUCUGAAUCCUCUUUGUGUCUUAGACUUCGAAAUGAUCCUCGGUUGUCAAAGAUUAUAGAUCAGAGAGGUUGAUGGUUUCAUAACCAAAAAUUAGACCUAGGUUAUUUAUUCCUAUCCCAGUCAAUACUUAAAUGGAAACCAUGCCACUAGAUCAUGUUGCUCCAAUCAG